UCGAACAAUUGUAACAACUCUAUUCCGUAAUCAAGUAGCCUCCCUCUUCUCUACUUUCCCAAUCCCAAUCGAAUCGUCCUCAGCGACGGUACCGGACAUUACAUCUGGUAUCAGAGCUCUGCGAUUUUUCCUCGCUUCUGCUCGGCUUUGAUUGUAAAAUCCAACAAGAGGUUGGCGGUGGAUUCGUUCUGCGCCGUAAUACCGAUAUGAGGUUGAUCAGCUAGUUGCAAGCAGCCGUCACGGCACCCGCAAAGCCUACCCUCGCUGUCGGUCAGGUGGUGGAAUCCAUGGAAGGGAUGGAGGAACGGAUCCUGGCCGCAUUGUCCUCCAAGUUCGAGACGCAGACCAAGGGCCUGGAGGAGCGGUUUGCCGCGAUUUCUGCGACGCUGAGUGAGCAGGCGAUGCACCUCGCUCUGGUGCAGACGAAGGUGGAUCUGUCUCUCGAUUCCCUUGGUCGAGUCCAGCAGGAGCAGGCGGUCUCUAAGGAGCCCUCGGACGCCAACAUCAUCAAGGGGAAGGCGCCACCGCCACUGAUUGAACCAAAUCCGAGCUCGACGCUCGGCAUGGCGGGCUUCGGCAGGGGGCGGCCACCACCACCACCACCACCACCACCACCACCACCACGCCUUCAAUUGGGCGCGUCGUCGUCGCAACCCCAGAUCAUCCUGGUUUUCAAUUGACUCAAGGUCUUAUCAGAUUUCAGGGUAGGAUCUGGGUGGGUGCUAAUGUUGGACUCCAAACUAAGUUGAUUCAGUCCUUUCAUUCCUCGCCAGUGGGAGGUCAUUCUGGUGUACAUGCCACUUAUCAACAUCUCAAGAAGUUGUUUUAUUGGAAGGGUAUUAACCAAGCUGUCGAAGAUUUUCUUAAGCAGUGCUGUAUUUGUCAACAGGCCAAGCAUGAACACUGUAAGUCCCCUGGCCUUCUUAGUCCCUUGCCAAUACCAUUCUAGUUGUUGUGGAUCACCAUUGUGUCAGAUCGUGACAGGGUGUUCACUAGUAACUUUUGACGUGAGUUGUUUCAGAUUCUUCACACUGAAUUACAAAUGAGUUCUGCUUAUCAUCCACAAACGGAUGGGCAAACUGAACGUACUAAUCAAUGUCUUGAGAUGUAUUUGCGUUGUGCCAUCCUUGAUACUCCUAAGCAGUGGGCUAGCUGGCUACCAUUGGCAGAAUUUUGGUACAGUUCCACUCACCAUUCUGCCAUUGGUUGUUCCCCUUUUAAUGCUUUGUUUGGUGUUGAACCAAGUGUUGGCCAAGUCCCUGACAUUCAGUCUAUUGCUCAUCCGGAUGUGUUGGACUUGAUGACUGAACGGGAUGCCUUCAGAGUUCAUCUUCAAACUCAGUUAGCCAAGGCCCAAACUCGUAUGAAGCUCUUGGCUGAUCGUAACAGAUCACCUCGCGAGUUCCAGGUUGGUGAUAUGGUUUUUGUGAAGCUCCAACCAUAUGCUCAGCUUUCUAUGGUCAGUCGUUCUUUCCCUAAACUGGCAUACAAGUUUUAUGGGCCAUACAAGGUGCUGGCAAGGAUUGGUUCUGCUACUUAUAAAUUGGCAUUAGCUACUACCAGUUUGAUCCAUCCGGUGUUUCAUGUAUCACAGCUAAAGGGUUUUGUUCCUGAUCACACUCAGUAUAUACCUCUUUGCCAGUUCUUGUUACUUUGGAUGCAGAUUCUGUGUUGCCGGAAUGUAUCCUGGAGCGUCGCCUUGUCAAGCGUGGGAAUGCUGCUCACCUUCAACUAAAGUUCAAAUGGACUUCUCUUCCUCCGGAGAUGGCAACAUGGGAAGAUGAUGAAGUGCUGCGCAAGUGUUUUCCAGAUGCUCCAGCUUGGGGACAAGCUGGUUCUCAAGGCGGCGGGAAUGUCACAGCGGCUUAGGCGUGCACCGUGCCAAGUACGAUAUUGGGCUUCGCGUGUGUGUGUGGGCCGGCUGUGCCUUGGGUUGGGCUUGGCCCAUGUAACUCUUAAGGGAGACUGGUGUGCGUAUAUAAUGCUGGAGCGAGAGAGAGGAAGGCAUCGAACAAUUGUAACAACUCUAUUCCGUAACGCCUCCCUCUUCUCUCUA
This is a messenger RNA of Brachypodium distachyon (stiff brome), 2056 nucleotides long. RefSeq names its product protein enabled homolog. Bases 288 to 680 code for a protein of 130 amino acids. The transcript has 2 exons. Lineage: Eukaryota; Viridiplantae; Streptophyta; Magnoliopsida; Poales; Poaceae. The record is from RefSeq and is a predicted model, not a curated record.